This is a messenger RNA of Morchella sextelata, 1299 nucleotides long. RefSeq lists its product as uncharacterized. Lineage: Eukaryota; Fungi; Ascomycota; Pezizomycetes; Pezizales; Morchellaceae. Gene Ontology annotation, cellular component: cytosol. Bases 1 to 1299 code for a protein of 432 amino acids. The transcript is spliced from 5 exons. Gene Ontology annotation, biological process: GDP-mannose biosynthetic process; carbohydrate metabolic process. Gene Ontology annotation, molecular function: mannose-6-phosphate isomerase activity; zinc ion binding. The record is from RefSeq and is a predicted model, not a curated record.
AUGCUCCCAGUGGGGUUUAUUAAAGGCACCAACUCCUAUGAUUGGGGCAAAAUUGGAAACGAUUCGGCUGCUGCCCGCUUCGCCGCUGCGACGACGCAGUCAGGCUUCAAGAUUGAGGAAUCCAAGCCAUAUGCUGAACUCUGGAUGGGAACUCAUCCUUCAAACCCCUCGAAAGAUGUGACGUCUGGUCGUACACUCUUGGACCUUGUCACGGAGAAUAAAGCUCUCCUCUCCACCGCCGUCUCAGAAAUAUACGGAGAUAAACUCCCGUUUCUUUUCAAAGUUCUUUCGAUCCAGAAGGCGCUCAGUAUCCAGGCACAUCCUGACAAGAAGCUUGCCGAAAGACUUCACAAGCAAGAUCCCAAGAACUACCCUGAUGAUAACCAUAAGCCUGAGAUGGCAAUCGCCGUCACCGCAUUUGACGGUUUUUGCGGUUUCCGCCCUCUCGCAGAGAUUUCCUCCUUCCUCCAAUCUACUCCGGCGCUCCGCUCCCUUCUUUCCGAAGACGUCUGUGAUGCAUUCACUUCCACCGUAGCAUCUACAUCUUCGGAUGAUGUUACCACCAACAAAGUCGCACUAAAAGAGCUCUUCUCAGCACUCAUGAACACCCCCGAGUCCCGCAUUGCCGAGUUCGCCCCAAAGCUUGUAGGCCAAGCCAAGGAGUGCCCAGGAAACUUUGGUGGAGAGGAAUAUGGUGGUCCUAAGCUGGCACAACUCAUAGUACGCCUUAACGAGCAAUUCCCCGACGACAUUGGCCUUUUCUGCACAUUCUUCCUCAACUAUGUUGAACUAUCACCCGGGGAAGCAAUCUUCCUCAAGGCAGAUGAUCCACACGCAUACCUCUCGGGUGAUAUCAUUGAGUGCAUGGCUGCUUCCGAUAACGUUGUCCGUGCUGGGUUUACCCCGAAAUUCAAGGACGUUCCUAACCUUGUCGAUAUGCUCACAUACUCCUAUGCGCCUAUCUCCGAACAGAAGAUGAAACCACAAGUAUACGCAGGGGGUUCAAACCACGCAGCCGCAGAACCCACAAGUAUAUUAUAUGACCCGCCGAUUGAUGAGUUCAGUGUUAUCAAGACUGAACUGAAGGAAGGGCAGGCGGAGACAUUCGAGCCGAUUGAAGGGCCGAGUAUUGUGAUUUGUACUAGUGGUGGUGGCCAAAUCUCUGUGGGUCCAAAGAAGGAGAAGGUGGAAAGGGGACAUGUGUAUUUUGUGGGUGCGACUGCCAAGGUUGUACUUACUGCGGAGGAAGGCCAGGCGGAACCAUUUAUCACGUUCAGGGCAUUUACGGAGGUGAAGUAA